AUGGCAGCUUUAUUUCAAGAAACCCCACAACAUAUUUGGGAAACUAUUCAAGCAAAUGUACCAAUUGAUACAAAAAAAGUUUGUAAUGCAGUUCCAUUACCAAAUACUGAAGAACCUGGAUUUUCACCAAUUUAUAGAAAUCAUUAUUCACCAAAAGAAUUAAUUAAUGUUCCGUAUCCUGGUAUUGAUACAUUAUUUAAAACAUUUGAACUUGCAGUUGAAAAUAAUGGUACUAAUAGGGCACUUGGUCAUCGUGUUAAAAAAGAAGAUGGAACUUUCGGUCAUUAUGUUUGGGAAGAUUAUAAAACAGUUCAAAUCAGAAGAAAUAAAUUAGGUUCUGGUUUAUAUUUUAUUUUACAAAAUAAUCCUUAUAAAACUGAAAGUGAAGCUCAUAAAAAAUUGAGAUAUGAUCCAUUAAAUGAGGAUGGAUUUGUUUUAACUAUAUUUUCACAUAAUAGACCAGAAUGGGCUUUAGCUGAUUUAACUGCUAUUGCUUAUAACAUUGUUUCAACUGCACUUUAUGAUACUUUAGGUCCAGCUACAAGUAAAUAUAUUUUGGAAUUAACAGAAUCACCAAUAAUUUUAUGUUCAAAAGAUAAAAUUAAAGGUUUAGUUGCAUUAAAAGAAAAAUAUCCUGAAGAGUUAAGUAAUUUAAUUUGUUUAGUUUCAAUGGAUGAAUUAACUACUGAAGAUUCUGUAUUAAAAAAUUUAUGUCAUGAACAUAAUAUGACAUUAUUUGAUUAUAAACAAGUUGAAAAACUAGGAGAAAUUAAUCCAUUAGAUCCUAUUCCACCAAAACCUUCAACAUCUUUCACUAUAACUUUUACUUCAGGAACAACUGGGGCAAAUCCAAAGGGGGUAUUAUUAACUCAUGAAAAUGGUGUAUCAGGUAUUACCUUCUUAUAUUCAAAUUUUCAAGAAGGUAGAAAAGCGGGUAAAGCAACCAUUUAUUCAUUUUUACCAUUAGCUCAUAUUUAUGAAAGAGCAAGUAUUCAAUUUGCAUUUGCUGCUGGUGGUGCUGUUGGAUUCCCACAAGGACCAUCUCCAUUAACAUUAUUAGAAGAUGUUAAAGAAUUACAACCAGAUUUUAUGGCGUUAGUUCCAAGAGUUUUAACUAAAUUGGAAGCUGGUAUUAAAGCACAAACUAUUAAUAAUGAUGAAAAACCAAUUUUAAAAAAUAUUUUUACUAAAGCUAUUAAUAAGAAAAUGGAAUUACAAGGUAAGCCAGAAAAUGAACAUACAAAUCCUUCUCAUAUAAUUUAUGAUAGAGUUUUAGGGUUAUUACGUAGAAAAUUAGGACUUCAAAAUCUUAGUUCCAUAACAACUGGAUCAGCUCCAAUUAGUCCUGAAACUAUUAAAUUUAUAAAAGCAGCAAUGAAUACAGGAUUAGCUCAAGGUUAUGGUAUGAGUGAAACAUUUGCAGGUAUUAUGGGAAGUUCAAAAUUUGAAACUCAAUCAAGUUCAUGUGGUCCAAUUUCAGUAACAACAGAAUGUAGAUUAAGAGAUUUACCAUCAAUGGGUUAUACAUCAAAAGAUGAAGGAGGACCAAGAGGUGAAUUAUUAGUUAGAGGUCCACAAGUAUUUAAAGAAUAUUUUAAAGAUCCUGAAAAUACUGCCAAAUCAUUUGAUAAAGAUGGUUGGUUUUAUACAGGUGAUGUUGCAAGAAUUGAUUCAUCAUUAGGUAAUAGAGUAUUUAUUAUAGAUAGAGUUAAAAAUUUCUUCAAAUUAGCUCAAGGUGAAUAUGUUACACCAGAAAGAAUUGAGAAUACUUAUUUAUCAGCGUUUCCAUAUAUUGCUCAAUUAUUUGCUCACGGGGAUUCAUUACAAACUUUUUUAGUUGGUGUUGUUGGAUUAGAUCCAAUGUCUAUUUCAUCAUAUAUUAAAUCAAGAUAUAAUGAAACAAUAACAAAUCAUGAAGAUAUUAAAAGAUUUUUCCAAGAUCGAAAACGUAAAAGAGAAUUAUUAUUAGAUAUGAAUAAAUCAAUUGCUGGACAAUUACAAGGUUUUGAAAAAUUACAUAAUAUUAUAAUUGAUAUUGAACCAUUAAGUGUUGAAAAAAAUUUAAUUACUCCAACUAUGAAAAUUAAAAGACCAAUUUGUACAAAAUAUUUUGAAAAUGAAUUAAAAAAUUUAUAUGAUGAAGGUUCAAUUAUAAAAGCUGAAAAAUUAUAG
This is a messenger RNA of Lodderomyces jiufengensis, 2172 nucleotides long. RefSeq names its product medium-chain fatty acid-CoA ligase (gene FAA21). NCBI's taxonomy places the organism in Eukaryota, Fungi, Ascomycota, Pichiomycetes, Serinales, Debaryomycetaceae. The transcript has a single exon. The coding region runs from base 1 to 2172 and encodes 723 amino acids. Gene Ontology annotation, biological process: long-chain fatty acid metabolic process. Gene Ontology annotation, molecular function: long-chain fatty acid-CoA ligase activity. Gene Ontology annotation, cellular component: membrane; endoplasmic reticulum. The record is from RefSeq and is a predicted model, not a curated record.